Molecule: messenger RNA, 2868 nt
Organism: Acomys russatus (golden spiny mouse)
Lineage: Eukaryota; Metazoa; Chordata; Mammalia; Rodentia; Muridae
Gene: Clca1
Product: chloride channel accessory 1
Exons: 14
Coding region: 1-2733 (910 amino acids)
Biological process (GO): chloride transport
Molecular function (GO): intracellularly calcium-gated chloride channel activity
Source: RefSeq, a predicted model, not a curated record
AUGGGACCGUUGAAGAGCCCUGUCUUCCUCUUGAUCCUUCUGGAAGGCGUCCUGAGCAAUUCCCUCAUCCAACUGAACAACAAUGGCUAUGAAGGCAUCGUCAUCGCCAUUGACCACAAUGUUCCAGAAGAUGAAGGCCUCAUCCAGCAGAUAAAGGAUAUGGUGACGCAGGCCUCUCCAUACCUGUUCGAAGCUACGGGGAAAAGAUUUUACUUCAAGAAUGUUGCCAUUUUGAUUCCUGAAAACUGGAUGACCAAACCUGACUAUAAGAGGCCAAAACUCGAAACCUUCAAAAAUGCUGAUGUCCUUGUGUCAACAGCUAGCCCUGCAGGUGACGAUGAGCCAUUCACUGAGCAUGUAGGGGCAUGUGGAGAAAAGGGGAUCAGGAUUCACCUGACUCCUAAUUUCUUAGCAGGAAAGAAGCUGACUCAGUAUGGACCACAAGAGAGGGCGUUCAUCCACGAGUGGGCCCAUUUCCGAUGGGGAGUAUUUGAUGAGUACAACAAUGAUGAGAAAUUCUACUCAUCCAAAGGGAAGACCGAAGCAGUGAGAUGCUCAAUGGAUAUUACCGGUGAAAAUCUAGUCCGUCGGUGCCAGGGAGGCAGUUGUAUCGAACGUGGAAAGUGCCAAAUUGACAAAUUAACAGGACUCUAUAAAAACAAUUGUGUAUUCAUACCACAUAAGCAACAGACUGCAAAGGCAUCCAUAAUGUUCAGUCAAAGUAUUAAUUCUGUGGUUGAAUUCUGUACAGAAAAAAAUCACAACAAAGAAGCCCCAAAUGCCCAAAACCAACGAUGCAAUCUCCGAAGCACGUGGGAAGUCAUCCAAGAAUCUGAGGACUUUAAGCAAACCACUCCCAUGACAACCCAGCCACCCACACCCACCUUCUCACUGCUGCAAACUGCACAAAGAGUUGUGUGUUUAGUUCUUGAUAAGUCCGGGAGCAUGACGAAUGAUGACCGUCUUAACCGAAUGAAUCAGGCAAGCAAGCUUUUCCUGCUACAGACCGUGGAGCAGGGAUCCUGGGUUGGCAUGGUGACAUUUGACAGCGCCGCCUAUGUACAAAGCGAACUCAUACAGAUAAACAGCGGUGCUGACAGAGAUCUGCUGACCAAUCGCUUACCCACAGUAUCUUCAGGAGGGACAUCUAUAUGCUCCGGGCUUCAAGCAGCAUUUACAGCGAUAAAGAAGAAGUACCCAACCGACGGGUCUGAAAUUGUGCUGCUGACUGACGGGGAAGACAACACCAUCAGCAACUGCUUUGACAUGGUGAGGAAGAGCGGGGCGAUCAUCCACACAGUGGCCCUGGGACCAGCUGCCGCUGCAGAGCUGGAGCAGCUGUCCAAAAUGACAGGCGGUUUGCAGACAUAUGCUUCUGAUCAGGCUCAGAACAAUGGUCUCGUCGAUGCCUUUGCGGCCCUUUCGUCAGGAAACGGAGCUGCCUCUCAGAAUUCCAUUCAGCUGGAGAGCAGGGGAGCAAAUCUCCAGAAUGACCAGUGGAUGAAUGGCUCAGUGAUAGUAGACAGCACAGUGGGCAAGGACACCUUGUUUCUUGUCACCUGGACAACGCACCCUCCCAAAAUUCUUCUCUGGGAUCCCAGUGGGACGAAACAAGAUGGUUUUAUCAUAGACACGACCACCAAGAUGGCCUACCUCCAAAUCCCAGGCACUGCCAAGGUUGGCUUUUGGAAAUACAGCCUGCAAGCGAGCUUACAAACUCUCACGUUGACUGUCACCUCCCGUGCAGCAAGUGCUACAGUGCCUCCUAUUACAGUGACCCCAAAAGUGAACAAGAAUGCAGGAAAUUUCCCCAGCCCAGUAACGGUGUACACGGCUAUUCGCCAAGGAGCCUCGCCCAUUCUCAGGGCUAGUGUCACGGCCUUGAUUGAAUCUGUGAAUGGAAAAACAGUAACCCUGGAGUUACUGGAUAAUGGAGCAGGUGCCGACGCUACCAAGAACGAUGGUGUCUACUCAAGGUUUUUCACAGCUUUCGAUACUAAUGGUAGAUACAGCAUAAAAAUAUGGGCUCUGGGAGGAGUUACUUCAAACAGACAGAAUGUGGCACCCCGGCAGAAUGCAGCCAUGUACAUAGAUGGCUGGAUCGAAAACGGUGAAAUAAAAAUGAAUCCUCCACGCCCUGAACCUAGUAAUCUUCAGGAAAAGCAGCUGUGCUUCAGCAGGACAUCUUCAGGGGGUUCAUUUGUGGCCACUGAUGUUCCCAAGGCCCCCAUCCCUGACCUCUUUCCACCUUGCCAAAUCACGGACCUGAAGGCCAGCAUCCAAGGGCACAAGCUCGUCAACCUGACUUGGACUGCUCCCGGGGAUGAUUAUGACCAUGGGAGAGCUUCCACGUACAUCAUCCGAAUAAGUACAAGCAUUGUUGACCUCAGAGACAAGUUCAAUACUUCAGUCCAAGUGAACACUACUGACCUCAUCCCCAAAGAGGCCAACUCUGAGGAGAACUUUAAGUUCGAACUGGAAAAUAACAGCUUUGAAAAUGGCACGGAUAUCUUCAUUGCUAUCCAGGCUGUGGAUAAGUCCAACCUGAAGUCAGAAAUCUCCAACAUUGCCCGGGUAUCUCUGUUUAUCCCGACUCCAGAGCCACCCGCUCCCGAAGACACAACUCCGCCUUGUCCUGACAUUAGCAUCAACAGCACCAUCCCUGGCCUCCACGUGCUAAAGAUAAUGUGGAAGUGGAUAGGGGAAAUGCAGGUGACGCUAGGUUUGCACUGAAUUUUCAGGCAAUAAAUAAAUCAUUCCUUUCAUUGUAGAAUUUUCUAAAAAUGUAAUUUAGAUUUCCUGUAGGGGGCGAUAUAGUGACAUGGGAAGCUGAAAACCUGGGGCCCUUGUGUAUUAAAAAUGAUCUGU